AUGUGGUCUAACAACAAAACUUACAAAGACGCCUUCGCCCUUUUCGACAAGAAGGGCACUGGCAAGAUUCCCGUUGAGCACUUGGGUGACUUAUUGAGAGCCGUGGGCCAAAACCCUACCUUGGCUGAGAUCUCUGAGUUGCAGAGCGGCAUCGAGCUGCCCGAAUUCGACUUCGAGACUUACGAGAAGAUUAUCAACAGACCGGACGGCUUCAAGCCUCUUGGUCUCCCUGAGGACUACAUCAAGGGCUUCCAGGUGUUCGACAAGGAGCAGACUGGAUACAUCGGUGUUGGCGAAUUGAGAUACAUCUUGACCUCAAUUGGAGAGAAGUUGACGGACUCCGAGGUGGACGAGUUGUUGAAGGGUGUGAACGUUACCAGUGAGGGCAACGUCGACUAUGUCGAGUUUGUGAAGUCCAUCUUGGACCAGUAG
Messenger RNA from Candidozyma duobushaemuli, 432 nucleotides. It is a transcript of the gene MLC1, whose product is annotated as Mlc1p. Gene Ontology annotation, cellular component: myosin II complex. Gene Ontology annotation, biological process: mitotic actomyosin contractile ring assembly. The record is from RefSeq and is a predicted model, not a curated record. NCBI's taxonomy places the organism in Eukaryota, Fungi, Ascomycota, Pichiomycetes, Serinales, Metschnikowiaceae. Gene Ontology annotation, molecular function: calcium ion binding. The transcript is spliced from 2 exons. The coding region runs from base 1 to 432 and encodes 143 amino acids.